Messenger RNA from Solanum pennellii, 1467 nucleotides. RefSeq names its product glutamate dehydrogenase A-like. NCBI's taxonomy places the organism in Eukaryota, Viridiplantae, Streptophyta, Magnoliopsida, Solanales, Solanaceae. Gene Ontology annotation, cellular component: mitochondrion. The record is from RefSeq and is a predicted model, not a curated record. Bases 54 to 1289 code for a protein of 411 amino acids. Gene Ontology annotation, molecular function: L-glutamate dehydrogenase (NAD+) activity. The transcript has 9 exons. Gene Ontology annotation, biological process: L-glutamate catabolic process.
ACUAAAAGUAGUAUUUACGUUUCAAUUGUUUCAUUUUUGGGUAAAACAGAGUUAUGAAUGCUCUUGCUGCAACUAAUCGUAACUUUCGCAAGGCCAGUCGCAUUCUUGGAUUGGAUUCUAAACUUGAGAAGAGUCUUUUGAUACCUUUCAGAGAAAUCAAGGUAGAAUGUACAAUUCCUAAAGAUGAUGGAACCUUAGUUUCAUACAUUGGAUUCAGAGUUCAACAUGAUAACGCUCGAGGUCCUAUGAAAGGGGGAAUCAGAUACCAUCCUGAGGUUGACCAUGACGAGGUGAAUGCCCUUGCUCAACUAAUGACUUGGAAGACUGCUGUAGCAGAUAUUCCAUAUGGAGGAGCUAAGGGUGGAAUAGGGUGCAUCCCGAAAGAUUUAAGCAUUAGUGAGUUGGAGCGCCUUACACGUGUUUUCACUCAGAAAAUUCAUGAUCUUAUUGGAAUUAAUACUGAUGUCCCUGCGCCUGAUAUGGGCACUAAUUCCCAGACCAUGGCGUGGAUGUUGGAUGAGUAUUCAAAGUUCCAUGGGCACUCACCUGCAAUUGUGACUGGAAAACCUAUUGAUCUUGGGGGAUCAUUGGGUAGGGACGCUGCUACUGGCCGUGGUGUAGUUUAUGCAACAGGUGCUUUACUUGCUGAAUAUGGAAAGAAUAUUAAGGACUUGACUUUUGUCAUUCAGGGAUUUGGAAAUGUGGGAGCUUGGGCAGCAAAGCUUAUUCAUGAGAAAGGCGGGAAGGUGAUUGCAGUGAGUGACAUAACUGGAGCAGUCAAGAAUCCUAACGGGCUUGAUAUAGCCGCUUUGAUGAAUUACAAAGAAGCAACAGGGACACUGACUGGUUUUAGUGGUGGAGACUCGAUGAAUUCAGACGAAUUGCUUACACAUGAGUGUGAUGUUCUCAUACCUUGUGCUUUGGGAGGAGUUUUGAACAGAGAAAAUGCUGAGCAUAUCAAGGCCAAGUUCAUAAUAGAAGCAGCAAAUCAUCCUACUGAUCCCGAAGCUGAUGAGAUCUUGUGCAAGAAAGGAGUUGUUAUACUUCCCGACAUAUAUGCCAAUGCUGGAGGUGUUACUGUCAGCUAUUUUGAGUGGGUUCAGAAUAUUCAAGGUUUUAUGUGGAAUGAGGAGAAGGUUAACAUGGAGCUUGAGAAGUACAUGACGAAUGCCUUCCAUAACCUAAAGAACAUGUGUAAGACACACAAUUGCAAUCUUCGUAUGGGUGCUUUCACAUUGGGAGUGAAUCGUGUUGCACGUGCUACAAUGUUAAGAGGUUGGGAGGCGUAGUCGUGGCACAACAUACAUAUACUCUUUGUUUGCUGGAUAAACCUAGUCAUUUUAUGGUACAUUUGAAAGCAGUUGUUAAAUAAUUCUUCACUGUUAUGCGGCUUCUCAUAUUAUUGCUACACUGUAAAGUAUGUGCUGCAAAUUGAAUGGAAGAUAUAUAUAGAUAUAGACUUAUGAA